AAAUUUGCCUCGUGUCUCCUAUGUAAAAGCAAUUGAUGUUUGGAUGCUUGUUUCAAUGUCCUUUGUUUUUUGCAGUUUAUUAGAAUUGGCAAUUGUCGGGUUUAAAGUUAGGGAAAAAAGUGGAGGAUCGAAAAAGAAUAGUGGAAUUAAUGGUAAAUUUAAAAGAAAUAUUCUUUGGAAAAUAUACUAA
This is a messenger RNA of Meloidogyne enterolobii, 190 nucleotides long. The record is from the annotation of a GenBank genome assembly. Lineage: Eukaryota; Metazoa; Nematoda; Chromadorea; Rhabditida; Meloidogynidae.